AUGGCGUCCACCAAGCCACCGUCCCGCGUCCAGACGCCGGCACGCAACGUCAACCACGUCGUGUUGGGCGACCUGGUUCUCAAGCCGUGGAACCAGGCCAUCUACCCGGCUGAUCUGGUGACAAAGGACACCGACCGGCUGUACGUAUGCCGGUGGUGCUUCCGCUACUCCUGCGACGCCGGCGCAUUCGCGCAGCACACGCGCGUCUGCGAGCACCGCACAACACCGCCGGGCGAGAAGGUCUACGACCACGGCGGCUACGCGGUGUGGAAGGUCGACGGACAGGACCACAAGCUCUUCGGACAGAACCUGUCUCUCUUCGCCAAGCUCUUCCUCGACAACAAGACCGUGUUCUUCGACGUGGCUACCUUUCUCUUCUACAUUCUCACCUUUACCGACCCCGACAACUCGGAUACCUACCACGUGCUCGGCUUCUUUUCGAAAGAGAAACUGUCCUGGGAUGCUAACAAUCUCGCCUGCAUUCUCAUCUUCCCGCCGUACCAGCGCAAACAGCUCGGGAAGCUGCUGAUGGGCGUUAGCUACAAGCUCAGCGGAUGGGAUAAGGACGGCGGUGGACACAUUGGUGGACCGGAAAAGCCGCUCAGUGACCUCGGCCAGAAGAGCUAUGAUCGGUUCUGGGCGGAGCGCGUUGCGCGGUAUUUGCUACGGGAGAAGAAGGACGGUGAAAGCAAAAACGGCGAAUUGGACCAGAAGAAACCGACCAGCCCCAAAUCUGCCCGCAAGAGACCCCUUCGCGAGACCACAACUGUUGAGGAGAUUGGAAAGGCCACUGGGAUGUUGAAUGAAGAUGUCAUCACUGCCCUCAAGACCAUGGGCGUUGUCAAGACGGGCUCAUCGCCAAAGAAACGCAAGAUGGGCCGUCUGGUCGCGGACGACACCGCCGUGAAUAUCCGCAAGUCGGACGUGUGGGAGUGGGCACAGACCCACAAUCUUGCGUUGGAUGAUCCUGUCAGAGCGGAUGGGUUUCUAGGCGAAUGGGCGCCGAAGACUGGAUUGGAAGAAGAGAGCCCGCGCACUCCUUCCGAGCCCGAAGACUGA
This is a messenger RNA of Penicillium riverlandense, 1059 nucleotides long. RefSeq names its product putative histone acetyltransferase (MysT1). Gene Ontology annotation, biological process: regulation of DNA-templated transcription. Lineage: Eukaryota; Fungi; Ascomycota; Eurotiomycetes; Eurotiales; Aspergillaceae. The transcript has a single exon. The record is from RefSeq and is a predicted model, not a curated record. Bases 1 to 1059 code for a protein of 352 amino acids. Gene Ontology annotation, molecular function: histone acetyltransferase activity.